AUGACGCAGUCAGGCAACUCUUCAACUGGGCUUGGCUCGCAAAGUAUUAGCAAGGAUCAUUGUUUCCAUUGCUGCUCCGAACCCGCGAGCCUGUGGCAAGAGUGCAGCCACGGUAGCCGCUUCGCUUGCUGUUUUGCGUGUUCACAGCAAGUUGAUCGCUGCCCUCAGUGUGGGCAACCUCUGUCGAAGCUAGGUGUGGCUCGCACAUCCUCCUCCGAGGCUGAGCAGCACGCAGAUGAGCAAAAUGCCGAGCAGCAGCUGCAGCACAGUCAAACAAAAUAUGUGAUCGUAAUGGCCGUCCCAGUCUUUCUGGUUUAUUAUCACCGGCACUGGAUCAGCAAGGAGGAUUUGGCCAGCCGAACGGCUGACACACAGGCUGAGCACAUGGACGGCAAAAACGUGUUGGUGUUUUGGAGGCACGGUACCGUAGCAUUAUUGGAGUGGAUAUUGACCAAUCCGCAUCUCGAGCUUGGUAUCGUCAGUGGAUCUAUGGACGUUCCUUUCCUGUCCAGGAUCAUUUGCGCAGUCUUGAGAGAUGGGCUGGGCUGGACAGAUGUGUCUUUCGAUGAGCCUUCUUGCAGUGUCCAGGCUUCGGGAUGCUGGAUUCACUUGUUUGGACCAGAGUGUGUGGAAUCUCACAUGGGUGGCAGCCGUAAAUUGUUGGCGCCCAUCAUGACGCGGUUGCCGGCAUUCAGCGACGGCUCCAUAAUAAUCCUCGAACGACAUGGCCGCGAUCUCGUUGACGACGAAGACUACGAUCCUAACACGCUGUUGGUGAGGCCUUAUGUUGAAGAUAUAUGGGGUACUUGGGCCUGGGAUGUUCCAAUCGACAAGCAGAUGAAUGACCUCCAGGAGCUUUUCAAGAAGCUGGUUGCUGAUCGCCCGGCUGACGUCCGCGGGUUUCUACGGCAGCUACGCUCGAGGUUC
Symbiodinium pilosum is the source of this 927-nucleotide messenger RNA. The record is from the annotation of a GenBank genome assembly. NCBI's taxonomy places the organism in Eukaryota, Dinophyceae, Suessiales, Symbiodiniaceae.